Molecule: messenger RNA, 942 nt
Organism: Phalaenopsis equestris
Lineage: Eukaryota; Viridiplantae; Streptophyta; Magnoliopsida; Asparagales; Orchidaceae
Product: protein LURP-one-related 8-like
Exons: 2
Coding region: 122-763 (213 amino acids)
Source: RefSeq, a predicted model, not a curated record
UUAUAAAUUUGCCCUAGCAGCUCAAGCUGCCUGGCAUCGCCUCUCUCCAUCUCGAGCUUUCAACAUUCUCCGUUCAACCUCCGACCAUUUUCCGACGAGGGAAAUACCAUCUCCGGCGUGAAUGACGAAUAGGAUCUACCCCAAAUCUCACGCAUUCGAAUCAACAAAAUACGCCAUCUCCACCACCGCUGACAUCCAAUGUCCUCCUCCGUCACCGCCACCUCCGGCGACCCUCACAGUAUGGAGAAAAUCGCUUCUCUUCAACUGCAAAGGCUUCACCGUCUUUGAUGCCGAAGGAAAUCUCGUCUUCCGCGUUGAUAAAUAUGAUAGAUCUGACAAGGGAGAGAUAGUCCUCAUGGACGCUGCUGGAAAUCCCCUUCUCACAAUCCGUCGAAAGAAACUGAGUUUGGGAAAGCACUGGGAGAUCUAUGACGGCGAGGAGUCGGUGAAUCCGCGGUUCUUGGUGAGGAAGCACGUGAACUUCUUGCAACUUAAAUCAAUGGCGCAUGUGACGAGUUCCGAUGGUGGGCUGGUGUACGAGAUCGAGGGAUCGUAUACGCAGCGUUCCUGCGCGGUGUAUGAUGAGAGGCGAAUCGCGGUGGCGGAGAUCCGGCGAAAGGAGGAGGUAAGUGGGGUGGAUUUUGGUCUAGACGUUUUCCGGCUUAUUGUUCAGCCGGGGUUUGAUGCCGCUGUGGCCAUGGCUUUUGUUGUUUUGCUUGAAGAGAUGUUUGGAUCUAGAAGUUUGGCUAUCUCGACCCGAUGAAAUUUUCGGUGAAAAAAGAGAAUUAGGGUUUCGGUUUUGUGCCAUUUUUUGCUUCUUCUUGUUCGAGAAGAGAUUACAGUGUAAAGAGAUCCAGCUCGGCUUCCAUUGGUGUUUGUAAUAUAUUUCGCUGGCAGCAUCGAGCAGUGAUUUUGUAUAUUCUGAUUUCAAAAAAAAAAAAA